AUGGCGGUGCAAGAGCGGCGACCAUACCAGCCAUCAUUACUAUGGCGGGCGACAUCCGCCACCGAAAUUGGCAUGGUUGGUCUCAUUUGUCGCUCCUUUCUUUUCGCAUUAAACACGACGGAGGUUCACGGACUUGAUCGGUUCCUUAAGGUUCUCGAUAGCAGAAAGGAUGAAAAGGCGAGGACUAGAGGGUUGAUCACGGUGUCCAAUCACGUGAGUGUACUCGACGACCCUAUCAUGUGGGGCGUAUUACCGAACAAGUACUUCUGGGAUCCCAAUAAUAUGCGAUGGUCGCUCGGCUCGUACGACAUAUGCUUCCGCAACAAACUGUUCGAAACCUUCUUUUCCUACGGCAACACCCUGCCCACCCACCGAGCCGCUUACUCCAAACACGGCGGUCUCUUCCAGCCAACCAUGACCCAAGUGAUCCGGCUCCUGUCAGAUCCACACUCGCAACCCACAACCCCACAUACCGCAACCAGACUCGUAGAUCAUUCCCCGGACGCUACCACACCACCCACGGACCCCUUCACCUCCAACCACCUCACCUACCCCUCGACCUACAGCACAACAGGCACCGACACCUUCCCCGCCCCCUCCUACCACCCCAGCCGGCGAUACAGCUGGAUCCACAUCUUCCCGGAAGGCAUGAUCCACCAACACCCGGCGAAAGUAAUGCGGUACUUCAAAUGGGGCGUCGCCCGCUUGAUCCUCGAAGCCGAGCCCACGUGUCCGGAUCUGGUACCGAUCUGGAUCGACGGGACGCAAGACGUCAUGCCGCAGGAUCGCGGGUGGCCGCGGCCGGUGCCGAGGGUCGGGAAGAAGGUUAGUGUGACGUUUGGGGAGGUUGUGGAUGGGGAGGGGGUAUUUGGGGGGUAUAGGGAACGCUGGAGGAGUCUUAAGGAGAGGGCGAGGCGGAGGCGGGUUGAAGCUGCACUGCUCGGGGAGUUGCGGGAGGAUGAGUUGAAGUACGGUGCUGAGGCGGAGCAAUUGCGGAUUGAGGUCACCAUGGCGGUGCGGAAUGAGGUGUUGAAGGUGAGACGAGCGUGUGGGUUACCGGAUGAGGAUCCUAAGCGCGGGCUCGCGGAGACGUAUCGCGCGGAGGGUGGGAGGGAGGCUUCGAAAGAUGAGGGGAGGAAGCCUGAUGGCAGCAUUGUGAAAGAUGGACUUUAAGACUCCGUACGAACACGACCCGAAUGGAGUGGUGCAGUACAGUUCCCUAGGAGGCGGGAAACGCAGCGCGCUCCUGCCAUCUCCGAGUGGCAACUGGGCUGCCAAGAAUCAUUGCAUGUCCACCAAGCGGUCAGACAGCUUACUCCUCCACGAGCAUGUUCUCCUUGUCUUCAAUAUCGAGCAGCUUGCUUAGCUUCCUCGCCGGCUUGUCCUUCUUCUCCGGACUCCCAUCGUUAAGCGAAAGCCCCUUCAGCGCGGCGCGGGUGCGCUUCUUGCCGGAGCUCU
Messenger RNA from Baudoinia panamericana UAMH 10762, 1458 nucleotides. RefSeq lists its product as uncharacterized. Lineage: Eukaryota; Fungi; Ascomycota; Dothideomycetes; Mycosphaerellales; Teratosphaeriaceae. The transcript is spliced from 5 exons. Gene Ontology annotation, biological process: cardiolipin acyl-chain remodeling; inner mitochondrial membrane organization. Gene Ontology annotation, cellular component: mitochondrial membrane. The record is from RefSeq and is a predicted model, not a curated record. Bases 1 to 1173 code for a protein of 390 amino acids. Gene Ontology annotation, molecular function: 1-acylglycerophosphocholine O-acyltransferase activity.